CGACGCGACACGAGUGAGUGACGAGGUAUUCCGGGUGUAGACGGCCACACGACCGACACGAGCCACAAAGUGCCUUUUCCCACGUCUAGCGAAGUCAUGGCGUCCUCGAUAGGAACUUGCGUCCCCGUGCAGGCGCUUCCGAUUGCUAACACCAACAAGUUGAUCCUGACUGGGCCCUGCUUCCUCAUCAAAACCUCCACAGUGGCCCAGCAGGUGCAGGCGUUGAGACCGCUCAAGAAGAUCUGUCCCAGCAACGAACCCGAAGCGCUGAGGUGCAAGAGGAGAAUAGACUUCAGCAAGCUGGGCUACACCCUGCCUAAAGCUCAGCCUGCAGCCGUCCACAGGAGGAACGAGCGAGAGAGGAACAGAGUGAAGCUGGUGAACCUAGGUUUCGAGACUCUCAGAGAACAUGUUCCCAGCGGGAAGAAGAACAAGAAGAUGAGUAAAGUGGACACUCUGCGCGGAGCCGUGGACUACAUCAAGCAUCUGCAGGACGUGCUCAACGGCGACACGGACAGCAACAUUGACGACAGUCCCUCCAUGGACUCGGACAGCUACCCCAGCUCACCGUCAGACUCCGACAACAGCAGCGUGGACGUGGGCUACAGCCAGGACCGAGCUCCACCUCUCCCUGCUGCCACCCUGGUGGCCCCGGACCCCGGCCCUGCAGCCCCGUCCCCCCAGAGUGUGUGUUCCGACUCGUCAUACGAUUCGCUCAGUUCCCUGGAGGAGUCGGACAUUGUUGACUUUUCUCACUGGCUCACGCAACUGUGCAGUGCUUCCGACGUCGUCGACAACGUCUUCUUUAAUUCAGGUAUGGACAUACAGACGUGAGGCAACUAGAUCGACUUCUGCCGAGAUGUCACCCUCUAUCAGCGAGCUUCCAAACCAAGUAUUUGACAAUAACUGAUUCCACUAACAGGCAAAUCUACGGUCGAAUGUUCAUAGUUCCUGUUCACUGCGCGCACGAGCACGGAGGACCUACUUCAGAAGGACAUGUUCACUGUUUACGUUUCUGUAUCACCGCGCCAUUGUGGACUCUACAUUACGCUUUGUGGUAGUCGUAAAUUUGAUUGACUCUUUUUAAAUUCUUCCUUGAGAACUGUUUUUAGAAAAUCCAAUCUAUGAACACAUUAUAAGUGACCCAAAACAGUCUGUAUUUAUUUCUGUUAGCCAACGUACGUUGCGAUGACUGGGCUCUUCUUUCUCUUCUGAAAUAGUACUACAAACGAACGUAGAGUACGAUGAAUGUUCCCGGCCCUUCAUUCACAGAUUGAAUUCCCACCCGUUGAUCGUGAAGCGAUGACCCAGAGAUGACCGCCGCUAACGUGGCAUAAACAUCCCGGGUGCAACAAAGAGAUGGCCAUCUAUAGAACUUGUCAACAGCCCAUAGAAACCCUCGGCUUGGCCCCAGUGCAGGCUGAUGGACCUGGUCAAAAGAAAUAGCCGGACGUUGGAAAAGUGACCGCGCUGGACACGUUUGUGUGAAGUUUUCAUCUGUUGGUUUCUCAGCGCUAACCCAUGGGCGGCGUACCUGUCGAUUUAUCAUCGUUAACGAUGAAGCGCAACAUCGUCACGUGCUGCUUGUAAUUUCUUACGUGUGUAUUAUCGCAUCAUCAUUCGUCAUUAUUUAUCUUUCAUCAUCUCGCCAUAACACCGUCUCGUCAAAACACCCGAGUCUUAGCACUCGCUCAUAUAGCAGUUUAUAAAUCUUUAUUUAUAUUUAAAUGUCAAAUAUAUUUACUUGUGUUUUAGUCAUCGUAUGUGCGACACGAUAACACGUCGGUUUGUGUUGUAUUUCGGAUGAAUGCAUCAUCAGUAUAAAGUUUGUACAUUUCAUAAUGUAAUAUAUAUAUAUACUAUAUUUUAAUGACAAGCAUUUCGUAAACCUUAUUUUUAUAUCGUAUUCAACUGCCGCAAAUAUUGUCUUGUUUUUUUAACACUCACUCGUCAUCGCAAUAAGAUUGUUGUCACAGUCAAAAUUGUAUCUCCAUAGGAGAUCGAGAAACAAGAGUUAGCAAUUAAAGUAACUGUUACAAGAUGUUAGCAAAAGAAGAUAUAUUUUACAAUACUGUUUUAAGUUUUACUUAAUUCUGUUUACAUUUAGAUUUUUAAUGUUAUUAUUAAUACUACUUGUUAUUAGCUAAUUGUGAAAUCUGAGUUCACGUUUUCAUGGUUUUUGAUAAAACUAUUUGUUAUUUCACGAACUGCACCUAGUACAAAUUUAUCGUUGUUUUGAUGUGUCAAGUCUAUUGUCGAUAAAACAUGUCUAAAAGCUGUUACUGUUCAUGUUUGAAAAUCAUGUUGAAGAUAAUCAGGGCUGUUCUAGUAAAAAUUAAAGAGUGGGGCAAGUAUAUGUUUUAGUUGUCCCAUAACACAAAGAAUAUAAUAAAAUAGUUUUAUUUGAAUUUAAACAUAUUUUCAGUGGAUAAAAGAUUAUUUGGGUGCCCUCACCCAUACCCCUCACCCAUACCCCUCACCAUGUGAUAUUUGCUGAACAGCCCUUGGGGUGUUAUUCUUAGUGGAUUAAGGGAAAAAGUAUCUUUUUCCAUUUAUUUUUGUAUGAACUGUUGGUCAUGGUUCGGGAUCGUUAGCGCCCUGCCGUGUGUUUCUGUAUGACAUUAUUUAUUUUUACUGAAAGUUGUAAUUUGCUAAGUGCUCCUAUAUUAUCAUUAUUGUACAUUACUUGUUAUGUUUAUUAUAGUGUUAUUGCGAGUACCGGGUAAACCGCUGUUGACCACAGCCGCCAUGACGUCAUAUCAUGCUGUAUUGCCUUACCACUGCCGCCACGGAUCACGUGUAAUUUAUAUUGUAUAAAGUUUUAUUGUAUAGUCGCAAUGCGAUAUAUAUAUUUCUACCGAAUGUGCUCUAUUUUUUGCAUUUCAAUAAACAUAUUAACUGGAAAUGGCUUGUUUUGUGAAUGCCUGUAGUGUUGUAGUUACUUUAUCGAGUUAUGCUACUAGGUUUUCAUUGAAUUGCAAGAUGUUUUCGACUAACCCACCGUUUUGAAAGAUUAAAAUUAUAUUUUAAAUAUAUAUUUUUGUUUAAAAUACAACCGGCCUCGGUGGC
Messenger RNA from Gigantopelta aegis, 3069 nucleotides. RefSeq names its product achaete-scute homolog 1-like. The record is from RefSeq and is a predicted model, not a curated record. The transcript has 2 exons. Gene Ontology annotation, biological process: developmental process; regulation of transcription by RNA polymerase II. Gene Ontology annotation, molecular function: protein dimerization activity; DNA-binding transcription factor activity, RNA polymerase II-specific; RNA polymerase II transcription regulatory region sequence-specific DNA binding. The coding region runs from base 97 to 834 and encodes 245 amino acids. NCBI's taxonomy places the organism in Eukaryota, Metazoa, Mollusca, Gastropoda, Neomphalida, Peltospiridae.